AUGGACCGAAAAAGAAAAUCCACAUUUGCGACGAGUGAGGAUGACAAGAAGAGACAACAUAAGAUUUCCCGCCCCAGAGCUUCAAGGGGAGCAGUACACCCGGGCAGUGCUCCGAUCAAACAAGGUGGAAUCCCAGAUCGCCUGAAUAAUGCGUACGGGCUGGAUGUCAAUGGGAUUGCUCCAGCCGUCAAACAAGCGCUAUUUGGUCUGGAUAAGGCUCUGCGUCAUGCAAAAUCACAGCAACCCAAGACCGAUGUUGCGGAGCCGAGCACAAUCCGCCCUGAGCCUAGCCUACCUACCUUACCACCCAUUUGUGAUCGGACACUCGAAAAAGCUGUUUUUACACACCCCGGCAUUAACGGAAAUAUUGAGGCGACUUAUGACCGACUUGAAAUUCUCGGUGACGCCUACAUUGAGCUUUUUGCUACACGACUAAUAUGGGAUCGGUUCCAUCAAAUCCCUUCAGGCCGGAUAUCGCAGCUCCGGGAACUUCUUGUGAAAAACGAGAGUCUCGCGGAGUAUGCAAUACAGUACGGUUUUGAUAGAAAAGCUAAUAUCCCACAAGACUAUCUGGGCCAACCCAAGCGGUGGACGAAAACUAUGGGCGACAUAUUUGAAUCCUACGUUGCCGCAAUUAUUUUGUCUGACCCUGCCAAUGGCUACAGCAUAGCUGAGAAGUGGUUAAGGCGGUUGUGGACGCCGAAACUUACGAAUGCUGGAACGCAAAGGUCGUCUUUGAAUGCCAAAGAUGCUCUUGCUCGCAGAAUAAUGGGCAAGGGAGUGAAGCUUCAAUAUCUGGACGAGGAAAUUCCCAUCCAAGAAAGCGGGGGCAAACAAACGUUCUUUAUAGGGGUGUAUCUUACCGGCUGGGGAUGGACUAAUACACACCUGGGCUCAGGGCGGGGGCCAAAUAAAGCAAUUGCAGGAAAUGAAGCGGCAGAGCAGGCUUUGAGUAAUGAACCAUUGAUUGGCGAAGUCAUUAACGCGAAGAAAUCGCACGAGGCAAGCCGUCACUGACCACUACUUGAAUUUGUUGUGAGCCUGAUUCUGUAGGACCUGCGGAAUUAGAACUUCCUGCUAUCCUAUCGUCUUGUCAGCAUAAGAGUGUGGUUCAUCCAACUAGGACCCCCCAAAAAGCAUGGGUCAUAACGGCAAAACUUUUUAUAUCCCCUAACCAGGCAAGCUGCCGGACAUGACGCUUCAUUCAUGCGACCAGGCGGGUAGGAUUCAAAUCGCUAUCAAGAUUCUUGCUAUGACAACCUGGCAUUAGAGCUCUGAUAACUCUCUAAUAUUUAAGGGUUAUUGGAUGGCUGUCGGCAUGAUUGUCCCCUUAGGGAAAUGGUAUAUCAAGAAAGUCAAUGUAGCAUUUUGUAUAAGACAAAUCGAGCACCU
Aspergillus steynii IBT 23096 is the source of this 1392-nucleotide messenger RNA. Its product is annotated as ribonuclease III. Gene Ontology annotation, cellular component: nucleus. The coding region runs from base 1 to 1017 and encodes 338 amino acids. Gene Ontology annotation, biological process: primary miRNA processing; regulation of gene expression; rRNA processing. The record is from RefSeq and is a predicted model, not a curated record. Lineage: Eukaryota; Fungi; Ascomycota; Eurotiomycetes; Eurotiales; Aspergillaceae. The transcript has 4 exons. Gene Ontology annotation, molecular function: ribonuclease III activity; double-stranded RNA binding.